AGCCCUAGGCGCACAAAGCCCGCGCCAGUCGCCCGGCCUCGGCGCCCGCCGACGACUUUGCCGCCUGCUCCGCGGCUCUUUGUCUCCACUUGGGGCGGGCGCCCGACUCUGGGAUUUCGCUGCGAGAGCGGGCUGGGGGGGCCGGGGGCGAGCUCUCGGUUCCCCGGCCGCCCCCCGCUGGGGUUCGGCUCCCCCCUCCCCCGCACCUCUUCGGCCCGGGCUCUCGGCGCUGCCACGCUCUCGGAAUCACGACCCCUCCCUGCCAUGUAUCCGCAAGGCAGACAUCCGGCUCCCCAUCAACCCGGGCAACCGGGAUUUAAAUUCACGGUGGCUGAGUCUUGUGACAGGAUCAAAGACGAAUUCCAGUUUCUGCAAGCUCAAUAUCACAGCCUCAAAGUGGAGUACGACAAGCUGGCGAACGAGAAGACGGAGAUGCAGCGCCAUUAUGUGAUGUACUAUGAGAUGUCCUAUGGCUUGAACAUUGAAAUGCACAAGCAGACAGAGAUUGCGAAGAGACUGAACACAAUUUUAGCACAGAUCAUGCCUUUCCUGUCACAAGAGCACCAGCAGCAGGUGGCACAGGCGGUGGAACGUGCCAAGCAGGUCACCAUGACGGAGCUGAACGCCAUCAUCGGGGUACGUGGACUCCCCAGUCUACCUCUCACCCAGCAGCAGCUCCAGGCGCAGCAUCUCUCCCAUGCCACACACGGCCCCCCGGUCCAGCUGCCACCCCACCCGUCAGGCCUCCAGCCUCCAGGGAUCCCCCCAGUGACGGGGAGCAGCUCUGGGCUGCUGGCACUGGGCGCCCUGGGCAACCAGGCCCACCUGACAGUAAAGGACGAGAAGAACCACCAUGAACUUGACCACAGAGAGAGAGAAUCCAGUGCGAAUAACUCUGUGUCACCCUCGGAAAGCCUCCGGGCCAGUGAGAAGCACCGGGGCUCCGCAGACUACAGCAUGGAAGCCAAGAAGCGGAAAGCGGAGGAGAAGGACAGCCUGAGCCGAUAUGAUAGUGACGGGGACAAGAGUGACGAUCUGGUGGUGGAUGUCUCCAAUGAGGACCCAGCAACGCCCCGGGUCAGCCCCGCACACUCCCCUCCUGAGAAUGGGCUUGAUAAGGCCCGUGGCCUGAAAAAGGAUGCCCCUACCAGUCCCGCCUCUGUGGCCUCUUCCAGCAGCACACCCUCCUCCAAGACCAAAGACCUUGGUCACAAUGACAAAUCUUCCACCCCGGGGCUCAAGUCCAAUACACCAACUCCGAGGAAUGAUGCCCCAACUCCAGGCACCAGCACGACCCCAGGGCUCCGGUCCAUGCCGGGCAAGCCUCCAGGCAUGGACCCGAUAGGUAUAAUGGCCUCUGCCCUGCGCACGCCCAUCUCCAUCACUAGCUCCUAUGCGGCACCCUUUGCCAUGAUGGGCCACCAUGAGAUGAACGGAUCCCUCACCAGCCCUAGUGCCUAUGCAGGUCUCCACAACAUCCCACCCCAGAUGAGUGCUGCUGCUGCUGCCGCUGCUGCCGCCUACGGCCGAUCGCCAAUGGUGAGCUUUGGAGCUGUUGGUUUUGACCCUCACCCCCCAUUGCGGGCCACAGGCCUUCCCUCAAGCUUGGCCUCCAUUCCUGGAGGGAAACCAGCGUACUCUUUCCACGUGAGUGCUGAUGGGCAGAUGCAGCCCGUGCCCUUCCCCCACGAUGCCCUGGCAGGCCCCGGCAUCCCAAGACACGCCCGGCAGAUCAACACGCUCAGCCACGGGGAGGUGGUGUGUGCCGUGACCAUCAGCAACCCCACGCGGCAUGUCUAUACAGGGGGCAAGGGCUGUGUGAAGAUCUGGGACAUUAGCCAGCCGGGUAGCAAGAGCCCCAUCUCCCAGCUGGACUGCCUGAAUAGGGACAACUACAUCCGCUCCUGCAAGCUGCUCCCUGAUGGGCGCACGCUCAUUGUGGGUGGUGAGGCCAGCACGCUUACCAUCUGGGACCUGGCCUCACCCACACCCCGCAUCAAGGCCGAGCUGACAUCCUCAGCUCCAGCCUGUUACGCCCUGGCCAUCAGUCCUGACGCCAAAGUCUGCUUCUCCUGCUGCAGUGAUGGGAAUAUCGCCGUCUGGGACCUGCACAACCAGACCCUGGUCAGGCAGUUCCAGGGCCACACUGAUGGGGCCAGCUGUAUAGACAUCUCCCAUGAUGGCACCAAGCUGUGGACCGGGGGCCUGGACAACACCGUGCGCUCCUGGGACCUGCGUGAGGGCCGACAGCUGCAGCAGCACGACUUCACUUCCCAGAUCUUCUCCCUGGGUUAUUGCCCCACCGGAGAGUGGCUGGCCGUGGGCAUGGAGAGCAGCAAUGUGGAGGUGCUGCACCACACCAAGCCUGACAAAUACCAGUUGCAUCUGCAUGAGAGCUGCGUGCUGUCCCUCAAGUUUGCCUACUGUGGCAAGUGGUUCGUGAGCACCGGGAAAGAUAACCUUCUCAACGCCUGGAGGACGCCUUACGGAGCCAGCAUAUUCCAGUCUAAAGAAUCCUCGUCCGUCUUGAGUUGUGACAUUUCAGCGGAUGACAAAUAUAUUGUAACAGGCUCUGGUGACAAGAAGGCCACAGUUUAUGAGGUCAUCUACUAAACAAGGACUCCGACAGGGCUGUCAAACUCUGGGAGAAACCAACUCGGCUCUGACAGGGAGCCCUCUGGGCGAGGGCCCCCGAGGACGGCAGAGGAGGGGCAGCGAGCAGCCCAGCGUUCCGGGGCUGCGCUCCGGCAGGCUGAGAGGGUGUGUGCCCCUGUCCGGUCUGGACUCUGUGUGCGGAUUGACGUGUGUCUGCAGACUCAGAUGGAUCUUUCUCUGCCUCCUCCCCCUUAACAAUGCUGGCACGUGCUACAAAUAGAUUUAUUUGGAGGUUUAUGGCUCCGGGUCCCCACAGACACCCAUGUCAUGAAUCUCUGUCUUUUCCUCCCCUUUCUUUUGACCCGUCCCCUCUGCCUCUGGUCAGGGAUGCUGGAGUGGACCACAUUGUUGUACUAGGGGAGGGAGGAUCUCUUUUUCCCUAUUGUGCAGUGCACAAGGUUUGUGAAAAAUGUAAAUAACAGACUUCCUAUCUCGGACUGAUCAGUGGGGGAGGAAGCCCCUUCCCACCAGAAACUCUCGCCGUGUAUUUCGCCUGCUGUAUUUGUAAUCCACUCGUGGUGGUGGCUUUUUUUUUUUUUUUAAACAGAUGGUCCAAUCUGGGAAGGGGAGGUAGGGGAAGGGGAGGAGAGGAAGAGUGGGGAGAAAAACCUUAGGGUGCAAAAAAGGAGCUGCAACUGGCAACCAGACUGAACGCAGGGUGCCCUCCAGGACAAGUGUGCCUCUGUGUACGUCUAGCUCGAGUGCCAGCCAGGCGGAUGGACCGAGGGACAGCACUGAGACUGGGUCCAGCCUGGGCUCCCAUGCAUAGAGACUGCGGAGCUUGCUGUGGUCUCCUGGGCUCCGGCUGCCCCUUGCCCUGUCUCCCCCUCUCUCAGGCGUCUGUCCGUCGCUCGUUCUGUCUUUUCCCCCCUCAGCCUCCGUCUUUCUCUUUGGUGCAUACUUGGUUAUUGUGACAAGAAAUGGACGUUCAAAGAAAUCCCCUCCAGCCCUUCUUAAUCUUUGGACACAGCCUAAAAAGGACAAAAAGUUAGAGGAAAGCAUAGCAACUCAGCUCAGGGAGCUACCAGAGAAAAAUAGCAACUGAUGUGGGUGCUUUUUUUUUUUUUUUAAUUUGAAUAAAAAGAAUUAGAAG
Nycticebus coucang (slow loris) is the source of this 3748-nucleotide messenger RNA. RefSeq names its product TLE family member 3, transcriptional corepressor (gene TLE3). The transcript is spliced from 20 exons. The record is from RefSeq and is a predicted model, not a curated record. Gene Ontology annotation, biological process: regulation of DNA-templated transcription; negative regulation of canonical Wnt signaling pathway. Gene Ontology annotation, molecular function: transcription corepressor activity; protein binding. NCBI's taxonomy places the organism in Eukaryota, Metazoa, Chordata, Mammalia, Primates, Lorisidae. Bases 265 to 2613 code for a protein of 782 amino acids. Gene Ontology annotation, cellular component: transcription regulator complex; nucleus.